GAAGUUGGUGGGAAGUUUUCGGGAGAAGAUGGAAGGGGUGAGGUUGGCGCUGGGUCUUCAGGUUCUGCUCCUUGCGGGGGCAGGCAUAGGGGCAGAAGCGUCGGAGGCCGAGAAGAGGCUCCUCGACCUGCUCUUCAGCAGGUACAAUGCCAAGGUGCGCCCGGCACGAACAGCAGACGAGAAGGUGACGGUGAGGGUGGGGAUGACCCUCUCCCAGCUAAUCAGCGUGAAUGAGAAAGACGAGGAGAUGACAACAAACGUCUUCAUGAAUAUGGCUUGGACGGACUAUCGGCUGAGGUGGAAUCCCUCGGAUUUUGACGGUAUCCUGAUUCUCCGCAUCCCCUCCUCCAAAGUCUGGCUCCCGGACAUCGUCCUCCUCAACAACAACGAUGGGAAGUUCAACGUGGCGCUCUACGUCAACGUCUUGGUCCAGCACACGGGCACCGUCAGCUGGCUGCCCCCUGCCAUCUACCGCAGCUCCUGCAGCAUCAGGGUUCAGUACUUCCCCUUCGACUGGCAGAACUGCACCAUGGUCUUCAAGUCGUACACAUACGACGUGACCGAGGUCAGCCUGCAACACGCGCUGGAUGACAAGGGCGAGCGGGAGAUCAAGGAGGUGAUCAUCGACAAGAACGCCUUCACCGAGAACGGCGAGUGGCAGAUCCGACACAAGCCCUCACGCAGGAACACGCUCAGCCACGACAGCAGCUAUGAGGACAUCACCUUCUACCUGAUCAUCCAGCGUAAACCCCUCUUCUACAUCGUCAACAUCAUCAUACCCUGUAUCCUCAUCAGCAUCCUGGCUAUCCUCGUCUUCUACCUCCCUCCGGACGCAGGUGAGAAGAUGACCCUCUCCAUCUCGGUGUUGCUGUCCCUCACUGUCUUCCUGCUGCUGUUGGCUGACAAGGUCCCGGAGACCUCUCUUGGGGUCCCGAUCAUCGUCAAGUAUCUGAUGUUCACCAUGAUCCUUGUCACCUUCUCCGUCAUCCUCAGUGUGGUCGUCCUCAACCUGCACCACCGCUCACCCAGCACGCACGCCAUGCCCAGCUGGGUCCGACAGAUUUUCAUCCAGACCCUGCCUCGCUACCUGUGGAUCCAGAGGCCCAAGGCAGAGCCGUCCGACAGCGAGAAGCCGCUGAUCCUCAGCAGGGCUGCCGAUGAAUACUUCAUCCGGAAACCCAACAUCGAUUUCGUCUGCCCGAAAGAAAACAACAGGACGGCCCGGCAGCCAGAACGGCUCUUCUCGGAGAUGAACUGGUACAUGAAAGGGGUGACCCCGCAGAUGGCCCUGCCUCCGGAUCUCAAGGCGGCAGUGGACGCCAUCAAGUACAUCGCCAACGAACUGAAGGCCCAAGAGGAGUAUGAUGAGCUGAAGAAGGACUGGCAGUACGUGGCGAUGGUCGUUGACCGCAUCUUCCUCUUUGUCUUCAUCAGUCUCACCUCCAUCGGGACGCUCAGCAUCUUCCUGGACGCUAGCUACAAUGUCCCCCCUGUUGAUCCAUUCUUCGACCCCUUCUCCUGAUUUCCCCACGUCCCCCUCCCCCAAUGACCGGCAUUCUCCUUUUUCUGGUGGGGGGGACAAUAUAUUUAUUGCAGACUAUAGGGGAGUACUGGGGUUAUCUGUGUUAAUCUGAGGUUUUCGGUAAUCUUGUGGUUUUACAAGGACAUUGCCAGCACCCAUGAGUUGGUCUGAGUUGGCCAAGCUGGGUCUCGGCUCCUUAGAAAGUUGGAUGAUAAGGGCGACUUUAUAGAAGUGUUUAAAAUUGUGAGGCAUGGAUGGUAACAGUCUCUUCCCCAGGGUGGUGGUGGUAAGGUGAGAGGGACAGAUUUAAAAUGGAUGUGAAGGGCAGCUUUUCCAAGCAGGGAGCACUUGGAUAGAGGGAUAGAUAUGUAGAGGGAGGGAUAGGGGCCAACCACGGCAAACUGGGUGGACAUUGUGGUCAGCACGGACUAGUUGGACUAAGUGGCCUGUAUUUGUGCUGUAUUGCACUAUGGUGGGGCGGAAACCCUGAGAUCAGAACAGCCAUGUGUGGAGACCCUCCUCUCCCCAACGCCCCCCCCAACCUCUCUUCUCCACCUGAUUGAAUUAAUUCCCACCAGGGUAACCCUAGUCCUGAUAUCAGUAUGUCCUUUGUAGGGUUGUCGUGGGGUCUUGCCUCACCCCCUAGGAAGGCAGGGCUGUAUUUCCGAGCCACCCCCCACCCCACCUUCCAGAGAUGGUGGAGAGGAGAUUCACUUCCUUGGCUUGCCACUACCAUGGAGAUGUUGAGUGGGAAGCCAGGGGUGAAUUUCUGAGCCUGGGGGUUGGAGGGGAGGGAUGAGUGUGUUUGGUUUACGCUACAUUCGACACAACAGUCCUAUUCUCCCCCUCCGGCAGGACGGUGGUACACAGCUUGCCCCGCUCAGUGUAUUGACAAGACAGCAAACCGUUUAGGGAUCCCAUCAUGAAUGGCAGAAAAUCCAAAAUAAAACCAGGCACUGCCAGAAACACUCAACUGGCUGGGGAGAGACAAUAUUUCCGACCCAAGAACUGCUCAGUGUUUGCAGCUUUUCAGACGUCAGCUUAAGCUGUCACCUGUACAUUGAAAUAUGCAGCAAAAUCUGUCGUUUGAAUCAACAACCAACGCAGGCCGAGGAUGUGCUGGGGGGUGAGGGGGCAGCCUGCCAGUGUCCCCACACUUCUGGCACGAACACUGCACACCCACUACAAAGCCGUACAGCGUUGGAAUGGGGGGAGGAAACCCACACAGUCCUGGGGAGAAAAAUCUCCUCAGACCGCAGUGGGAAUUGAACCAUAGUUGCAGGCACAGUGAAGUGGUGUGCUAACCACUAGGCUACCGUUCUGUUCUGCUGCCUGGCAGUUUAUGGCUGGGAACUGUGGAUGUUGAUUUUGGAGGGGUUGAGAGUGUAAGUGUGGGGCAUGCAGACAUGUUAACCCAAUCAGUAGCAGUGGGAAGUUGGAAAGCCCAAGCAGUAGGGGCCCUUUUUGCAGGGAAAUACAAUGUAAAGCUGAUUUUUUUUUCUUUUUAAACGAGAAAAGAGCCAAAACUCCAGCCAGGGUGAGUUGCUAUUUUAUUAAACCAUCACAAGCCUGGUGUUGUUUCGUGGCGGCUGGCCCCAGUUAGUCGAUUGUUCUCAUCAGGAAAGGCCCUGGCUUCAUUCUGGCCCUGAGUGGGUGGGGGGAAUGGGAGACCCCCCAGAUUAAAGAUGGUCUUUACUGUCACCCGUACAGUGAAACACCUCAUUUGCAUCAACACAGUCCAAGGAUGAGCUGGGGGCAGCCGGCAGUGUCAGCACGCUUCCAGCACCAACAUAGCAUGACCACAAAUUCCUAACCCUCACCGGCGGACCUUUGGAAUGAGGGAGGAAACGGUAUAAACCCCAGGGUGUGGAGAGUCGUGGCAGGGAACAGAACCAGGAAAUUCCCCAGUUCAAACCAGGGGCCUUGUAAAUACAAGAGACUGCAUUGAGUCAAACUCACUCCAUCUGGAGCAGCUUAGUUGCACAACAAGGCCAUUCAGCCCAUCGUGUCUGCUCUGGCUUUCGGUCAUGGUUUUUUUCUCAAUCCCAUUAGAGUCAUAGAAAUGUGUGGCACAGAAGCAGGCCCCUCAGCUCAUCUAUUCCGUGCCAAGCUAUUUAAACUGCCUACUCUCGUCAACCUACACCACGACCAUAGCCCUCCAUGUACCUAUCCAAACUUCUCUUCAACGUUGAUUGCACCACUUGUGCUGGCAGCUCAUUCCACACUCUCACCACCCUCUGAGUGAAUAAGGGUCCCCUUAAACUUUUCACCUUUCAUGACCUCUGGUUGUAGUCCCACCCAAACUCAGUGGAAAAAGCCUACUUGCAGUUACUCUCUUCAUGCCACUCAUAAUUUUGUAUACCUCCAUCAAACCUCCUUUCAAUCAAAGCUCUAAGUACAUUUAUUAUCAAAGUAUGUUUACAUUGUACAAUCUUGAGCUUCAUCCCCUUACAGGCAGCCACAAAACAAGAAACCCAAAGAACCCAUAAAAAAAAGACUGACAAGUAUCCAAUCUGCAGAGAGUGAGGAAGAAGUUGUGCAAACAAUAAAAGUAAGCAAAUAGCAUUUAGGACAAAAGUGAGUCCUCAGACACGAAGCCCGGAGCAGCCUCAGUUCAGUAAAGAACGGAGUAAACAUUGCAGAGCCCAGAGCAGACCACAGCUUUAACCUCAGUGCAGUGAAGAGCAGAGUAAAUGUUGUAGAGCAGCGAGCAGACCCCUCCUCUCUGGCCCCGGCACUCUGCAUUUUCAAUCCAUUUGGCCCGGCAUUUAAAUCAUCCAAACACGGGAUCACUCCUCGCUCGGAGACCCGGGUCCUGUUGCAUCGAAAGGCUCCAGGUCUGGACCCCGCCACCACGUUACGGGCCGUACCCGACCUUUCCAAAUUGACCUGGCGCUCAGAUUGAUCAAACCUCGCUCUGUGUAGGUGUAUCUGCCUCUCUCUCCUCCACUCAGUUCGCACCGACUUCUUGAACAUACCUCGCCCCACUUCGCCUCGCACAGCUACACUUCAACACCCGUCUCAGCUUCACUUUCACUCACCUCCUCAUUGUUUGCAGUGAUUGUUUACCACAAUUUUUACAAUAAACGUGUUUUUCAUAAAGUAUUCAC
Mobula hypostoma (lesser devil ray) is the source of this 4632-nucleotide messenger RNA. Its product is annotated as acetylcholine receptor subunit beta-like. The record is from RefSeq and is a predicted model, not a curated record. Gene Ontology annotation, molecular function: transmembrane signaling receptor activity; acetylcholine-gated monoatomic cation-selective channel activity. Lineage: Eukaryota; Metazoa; Chordata; Chondrichthyes; Myliobatiformes; Myliobatidae. Gene Ontology annotation, biological process: chemical synaptic transmission; regulation of membrane potential; signal transduction. Bases 29 to 1522 code for a protein of 497 amino acids. The transcript is spliced from 11 exons. Gene Ontology annotation, cellular component: postsynaptic membrane; plasma membrane; neuron projection.